Trichoderma gamsii is the source of this 1065-nucleotide messenger RNA. RefSeq names its product glycosyl hydrolase family 43. NCBI's taxonomy places the organism in Eukaryota, Fungi, Ascomycota, Sordariomycetes, Hypocreales, Hypocreaceae. The record is from RefSeq and is a predicted model, not a curated record. The transcript has 2 exons. Gene Ontology annotation, molecular function: hydrolase activity, hydrolyzing O-glycosyl compounds. Gene Ontology annotation, biological process: carbohydrate metabolic process. The coding region runs from base 1 to 1065 and encodes 354 amino acids.
AUGAAGGGUUUCGUCAUUGCUUCGGCUCUGGGCAUGGCUGCGGCCGCCCCCAAUGUAGCUGUUCCCUAUGCCAACACAGCUCCCUCAGCCAACAUCACUCUCGAGAAUAUCCGACAGAUUGACAUGACCUUGGCUGGAGGCCGACCCAGCAAACGAACGCUUCACGGCCCCUUCAUGGGUGACUUCCCCGACCCCUCGAUUAUCUGGGGUGAUGGAUCUUGGAAGGCAUAUGCAACUUCGUCACAAGGGAAGCACGUCCCUGUUGCUGUAUCCAACGAUGGCCUCACCGGCUGGACGCUGCAGUCACAGGAUGCGCUGCCCAACACUGGAUGGGCUAAUGCUGGCGCUGGUAUCUGGGCCCCGGACGUUCAGAAGAAUGACGCUGGAACCUAUGUCAUGUACUUUACCGGCACGAACAGCAACGGUGCCCAUUGCAUCGGCGCUGCCACAUCAAAUGCCGCCGCCGGUCCCUUCACCCCUACGGCAAGCCCUCUGAUCUGCGAUGAUGCCAACGGCGGUGUCAUUGACCCUUCGGGCUACGACGAUGGCGUCAACCGUUGGAUCCUGUGGAAGGUUGACGGCAACAGCAAAGGUGGUGCUACCACCUGCCAGGGCGGCAAGCCUUCGGGCUCUUAUAUGUCAACGCCUAUCAAGAUCCAGCGCGUGGCUCGCGAUGCUUUGACGCUGCUGGAUAGCCCCAGCACGAUCCUCGAUAACCAGGGAGCUGCCAACGACGGUGUUGUCGAGGCCCCCGUCAUUUACAAGAUUGCCAACAACAACUACGUUCUCUUUUACAGCGCUCACUGCUACUCGAGCGACGACUAUGACAUCGAGUACGCCUUUUCAUCGACAAUCAACGGAGCUUACACCAACCGUGGCAUCUUGGCCAGGACCAUCUCCAACCUCGGCAUCUACGGUCCCGGCGGCUUGGAUCUCGACCCCAACGGCGUCAAUGUUGUCUUCCACGGCCGAACUACCGCCAACACUCCCAACGCUGCAAGAAACCUGUACACUGCCAACCUUGCCAUCAACGCCAACCAUGCCAUUACUGGCGCCAACUGGUAA